AUGGCCGACAUUCCGCCCGGUGCCGAUCAUAAUCAUGCCAUUCUUAACCUCACCCCGGAGGAGAAGCGCGCUUUCCAGUACCUGUUCCAGCAGGCCGAUACAGAGAAGCUCGGCGUCAUCACCGGUGAGGUCGCUGUGAAGUUCUUCGAAAGGACGAAACUAGCACCCGCUGUCCUGGGAGAGAUAUGGCAGAUCGCAGACACAGAGAAUCGUGGUCUCCUGACCUACCCGGGCUUUUGCCAGGUCUUGCGCCUGAUCGGUCAUUACCAGGCAGGGAGGGAUCCCUCGCCUGAAUUAGCAUUCAGACCUGGCCCUCUUCCCAAGUUUGAAGGCCUAACGGUACCAUCGGCGCCCGUCCCCCCAACCGGUUUCGCGCCGCCUCCUCCAGGCGUUUUGCAGCCUCAAAUGAGUGGGGGGCCUAUUCGAGUCCCUCCCUUGUCCCCUGCCAAAGCUGCUGAGUAUGCCGGCCUCUUCGAGAAGUCGGGCGCCCAAAAUGGCAUCCUCUCUGGGGAGAGGGCGAAACAGAUAUUCGAGAAGGCGAGGUUACCCAACGAGACUCUGGGGCGCAUAUGGAACUUGGCCGACACAGAACAACGUGGCGCAUUGGGCGUGACCGAGUUCAUCAUCGCCAUGCAUCUGUUGGCUUCCUGUAAGACAGGAGCCUUGAAACAGUUGCCAAACAAUUUGCCUGCCGGUUUAUACGAGGCUGCAUCGCGACGACCUCCUCUUCCCCCUCCUCCAGGCCGCCGACCCGAAGAUAUCGUGCCACCCAUUCCCCGUCAGUUCAGCGGUGCUCCACAGAAUCCCAGCCCAUUAGGACGACCGGCGUACGCCACACCCCCGCAGUCUGCUCAGGUUACCGGAGGCGACUGGCUGAUCAGCCCACAAGAGAAGGCGUCUUAUGAUAAUUUAUUCAACAAGGUCGAUACGAUGGGUCGCGGUUAUAUCACAGGUGAACAGGCGGUACAAUUUUUCAGCGAUUCGGGCUUGCCGGAAGACGUGCUGGCCGGCAUCUGGGAUUUGGCUGAUAUCAAUUCCGAGGGUCAGCUCAAUCGGGAUGAGUUUGCUGUCGCAAUGUAUCUCAUACGGCAACAACGUAAACCUGGGACACCCCUUCCUGCAGUUCUACCUCCGAACCUUGUUCCCCCAAGCAUGCGGAGUCAGAUUCGAGCGCCGAUGGCAAUGCCUGCGCCGGAACCUCAGGUCUUUGCUGCGGCCCAGCCAAAGUCAGCGGCCGAUGAUCUGUUUGGACUGGAUACGUUCUCUGCUCCUCCCCCUCCUGCGCCCGCGCAGGUGCAACAGUCAACUGGCGGCUCCAACACAUUUAACAAGCCCUUCGACAAUGAUCCCUUUGCGAGUAAGACGGGAUCUCCGACUUCGCCCCAACCAUUCCAGCCCGCUCCAAGGAAUCCAGCCUCCACUUUCAAGCCGUUCUUGCCAACGUCGUCUUUCGGACAGACCUUGACAUCACACUCGACAGGGCAGUCUGGAACUUCCACCAGCCAAACAAAACUAACCCAACCUGGCGGAAUAGAGGACUUGCUGGGUGAAAGCGAACCAGACGUUAGUAAGAAGCUCUCUCAAGAAUCCACAGAAUUGGCAAAUAUGUCCAAUCAGAUGAGUACUCUUCGCACCCAAAUGCAGGAAGUACAGAAUAAGAAGGUUACCACAGAGCACGAGGUGAACAGUAUAUCUACGCAGAAAAGGGAUCUUGAGCUCCGUCUAUCUCAGUUCAAAUCUCAGUACGAAUUAGAGACGAAAGCUGUAAAGGCACUCGAAGACCGACUUGCCACUUCCCGAAAUGAGACAAGGAAGUUACAACAAGAGUUGUCUGUUUUAGAAGCACAGCUCCAGGACCUGCAGAACCAGCAUCGCCAGGUCGGGGCGGCUUUCGAAGCGGAUCAACGUGAGAACGCCAAUUUGAAGGAGCGCAUCCGUCAAGUCAAUGCGGAAGUUGCGCAGUUGAAACCUCAGCUUGACAAGUUAAGGUCCGACGCACGCCAACAGAAGGGACUUGUGGCGAUCAAUAAGAAGCAACUUGCUACGAACGAAGGGGAGAGGGAUAAGAUCAAGAACGAGAUGAAUGAUCUCAGCAAGGCUGCGGAUGAAAGUUAUCGCGGCGCUCAAGGUCCAGCUGCCAGCGUGGUAAGCCCAGCAACCUCAACCGCAAGCCACAAUACGAACCCCUUUUUCCGAAAGUCCCCCCAGCCGACAGCAGAUAAUACAAUGUCUCCUUCAGGCUUUUCACAAGGGCCUCACAAAGAUUUUGACGCUGUUUUUGGAAACGCAUUCACGUCACCUCAGUCGACGGCUCCACCAACAACUUUUCGAUCCGACAGUCAGAGCCAGGUGCCAACAUUCUCUGCCCCAUCUGGCCACUCCGUUCGCUCCUCGGAUGGACCAGACGUGCCAACACCGUCCACGUCUCCGCCGCUGUCGUCGUACCAGGAAUCACCGCGCCCUGGUGAACCGCCGGCGCCUCCCGAGUCCCGGCAGUUUGCUUCCAGCUUCUUGCCCCUGAGAGACACUGUGCCCAGGUCGGACUCGUUUAGCUCGUCAGUAAAGGUAUCAGCCCCGGCGAGUAGGUAUGGUGGGCCCGGGAACGACACUCCGACAGCUUCGAAGGCAUCGCCGGCCGCAACUCCAAUACCUGAAAAGCCCACCGCGGAACGCCGUGAUACUUCCAAGACCGACGCAGACGCAUUCGGACCAUCGCUUUUCGAUCGUACAGCUUCCCCGGUGGCUAGUGUUACUAGCGACACUCAACGCUCCGGCUCCAAGGCUGAGGAUCGAAGGGAUGUGUAUUCUAAUUUCGGAGGACCUACCGCUGACCUUCCUGGUGCAUUUCCAAGAGACACUACAUCUCCGCUUCAGCAAAUGCCCACGGGCGAAAGUAGCCUAAGCAACCAAAGCAAGGUCAACAAUCGGUCGACCGACGCCUCUCAAAACCGCACUGACCCAUUUUCUACGGUCGGUAGAGAUCAACCCCGCGGAAGCUCCUCCGGCAAGGUCGAUUUCGACGCAGCUUUCGCUGGAUUCGGCUCGGCUCGCCAAUUUCCUGACAUCAAUGCUAAUACAAGCACGGAUAGUGGCUCAGCCAGCAAGUUUAAUAAGGAGUUCCCGCCCAUCGAAGAUCUUGGUCAUGACGAUGAAAGCGACAGCAACAGCGAACAAGGAUUUGCAGACAAUUUCACCUCUGCGUCUCCCAAGCAGCAGAGAGCCAACAAUCCAGAGUCCCAGGCACCAAGCUCUGGCACCGGUGCUACUGGAGCAGAGGGUGCACCACCCACAACUCGGACUGACUCCAAUGCUAGCGGUUUACCAACUGCCGGAGCUCAGAAGUCCCCGCCCACUUAUGAUCAGACCGUAGGAACCAGCAGGGGAUCAAAUCAAUUUCCCCCAGAGUUUGGCGGCCUCCUUCCUUCCCGAACUGAUCCAACCACUCAGCCCGCUCCGUCGGCUGCUCCGCAGUCCACAGAGAGAACUUUCAGUGGUACCUCAGGAGGCCAGGGUGCAGCUCUGUUCGGUGGCUCCGCAAAGCCCACGACUACUUCACCGCCUCCUGUUGACACUCCUUCGUCGACGGUGCCGUCGGAUGCUUAUCAUUCUGCGGUGUCUUACGGCACAAGCGAUACCAAGGGCCCGUCUUCUGGCAGCAAUGUCCCACAGCCUGGAAGAUCAGCGUUCAAUGACGACUUUGACGCCGGCUUCGAUGAUUUGACCGAAGCCAAAGAAGCUGAUGACAAAGCCGACGAUGACUUCAUACUGUCUUCGCAACACCGCGAGGGAUUUGAUGAGUUCAAUCCGGUCUUUGAUUCCCCAGCUGCGUCGAAGUCCAAUACGAUGGCAUCUCAGCAGACCCCGACUGGAAAGCCACAUGGUGAUGAUGGAUUUGGCGACUUUGAGCACCUCUCACAAGGCUUUGGUCAACCUCGAGCGCAUCAACAGGACCGCGAAGGAUCGCUGACUGUCGCCUCUCCUCCCCAGGACUGGGAUGCUAUCUUCUCGAACCUGGAAUCGCAGAACCAGAAGACUGCCCAAUCGAGCGGUGAUGUGGGAAAGUCGGUCUUCGAUACACUUGAUAAGGAAGAAGCUGCAGCCGCCUCGGCUUCUCAGCCAGCCCAGAAGCCUCAACUUGGUCGCGCGUUGAGCUCAGGUACGGAGCACGACGAUCCCAUCCUCAAGAAAUUGACCGGUAUGGGUUACCCGAGAGCGGAGGCGUUGAACGCGUUGGAGAAAUUUGAUUACGACAUCAACAAGGCCGCCGACUAUUUGACAUCCGGCAAAUAG
Molecule: messenger RNA, 4290 nt
Organism: Westerdykella ornata
Lineage: Eukaryota; Fungi; Ascomycota; Dothideomycetes; Pleosporales; Sporormiaceae
Exons: 6
Coding region: 1-4290 (1429 amino acids)
Biological process (GO): endosomal transport; endocytosis
Cellular component (GO): plasma membrane; cytoplasm
Molecular function (GO): calcium ion binding; protein binding
Source: RefSeq, a predicted model, not a curated record